AUUCUUUUGUACAUGCAUUGUCUAAUAAAUGUAUCACGAUGCAGUGAUUUGCUAAAACCAUUAGUUCGUAGAAGCCAUCAAAAUUAUGUUUCUGUUUGUUUCAGGCUUCUGGAUCGAGUUCUCGAAGCCGAUGGAAGGGAAGAUAUGACAACCUUAUAUGAAUCGUAUCGCCUUGAAACUAUAGACAAAGGGUGCGAGUGUGAAAUGGAUAGAAGAGCCUUUGUCGACAUUUUCCUAAAACUAUUUCAGAAUGCUGUUAGAAAGAAAGUUCGGCAAGGUCAGUCUGUAAAAAAUGUGUAUGAAGGUAUCAGACUUAAACCACUAGAUCCUCUACUACCUUCUAUCGGCACGCACUCGUUUGAACAGUUGGAAGGCAUAUUACCGCCUGAUUUUUUAGUAAAAGAACGCAGUAAAGAGCGUCUUAUAUGCAACGUGGACACACCCUUUAAAUCAAAUGGCAAUACUGUACAGAAGAACGUCACUUUUCAAAAGAAUUUGAUAUUUUCAGUUAGUGUCGGACAACAAACAGUAGAUCUUAAACAGUUAGGUAUUUCUAAUAGAUUCCUGCUCGACCAAGAUAGUAUAAAACUUGUGUGUAAAAUCAUAAGAAAAAUUGAACUUUGUCAAGGGAUCGAAAUGAAAAAGGCCAUCACAUGUACUCGUUUCCACACGCUUGAUACUUGGAAAAAUGAAAAUGUUAAUGAAACGACAAAACGUAUUAGGUCAGUUCUAUGCUUAAGGGUGGUAACAUUUACAUCCAAAACGAACGUGUGUAGGAUAUGCCAGCAUAUGACCAUGGAAGUAAAAACACCAGGGAAAGAAAACAUACAGAUAAGUGAGUUUUCAGGAAAAAACAUUACAAAAGAGCAGGUGAAAAUAUUAAUACCCGGGGCUCCUGAAGAAAUGGUUGAAUUUUUAAUCAGCCAGGCGAAGAAUGUAUGUACGACCCCAAACGGCAGGCGGUGGAGCAAACCUAUUAUGUCCAAAUGUCUCCAGUUAUAUGCCAAGAGCCCUCAUUUUUACAAGCAAUUGAGAGAUUCUAAGCUGGUUGUUCUACCUUCACCUGGUGUUAUUGUUUUGUACAAGAAUAGGGUAAAACAUGAAAUUGGGUUUCAAGACGAUAUUUUCAGAUGGAUGCAUUGUGAAGCUAGACGUCUUGAACUACCCGAAGAAAGUUGGGAUGGUGGAAUUCUUGUAGACGAAAUGGCGAUACAAGAAGACAUUCAAAUCAAUAAACAUGGGGACAUCAUUGAACUUACAGGCUUUGAAAAUGUUGGCAAGGAAGCUAUGACAUGUGGAAUUCUUAGAAAAGGAAAAAAGGAAAUUUCUCUUGGAAAUCACGUGCUUCAAUUUAUUUUUCUUGGGAACAGCGGUUUCCGUUUUCCUUUUGCCCAUUUCAUCUCUACUAAUGUUCAAGCUUAUGAACUGGACACACUGUUCUGGGAAGCUGUACAUCUUCUAAAAAUGUAUGGUUUUAAUGUUUCAUAUGUAUGCAUGGAUGGUGCCCAGAGUAAUCGCACGUUCAUGCAUAUUAAUAUUGGGAAAAACGCCACGUCUAUGAUUGCACAAAAUCCUUGUGAGCCUGAAAAUCCAGUGAUAUUCUUAAUGGACUCUUCACAUGUUUUUAAGAAAAUUAGGAACAACGUUAUUAAGAGCGGAAUCAUAAAAGGGUGUACACGACACCUUCAACUCCCGAACGGUGAUAUUAUUAAUUGGGCAAUGUGGGCAGAUGCCUAUACUUGGGAUAAGGCAAACGCGCUUCAGUUGCACAGGAAACUUACUAAUGAACAUAUAUACCCAUCAUCACAAUCGAAAAUGCGAAACCAUCUGGCUGAACAGGCUUUAAAUUCUGAUAUGCUACAUCUAAUGCUACAAUACCAAUUGUCUCUGGGAAGUAAAGGUAGUAUAUUAAAUGGUGCAAUUGAAUUUCUAAAGAAAACAUCCAUACUGGUAAACAUUAUUCCAGCUCUUAUCAACUCGGACGCUGUCGAGAAUCAUUUCUGCCAGGAACGUAGUACAUACAAUGGGGCCAACACCAAUCCAAAUGCCCUUCAAUACAGAAACAACCUUAAUUCUAUAAUUCUCGGGCAAAAUAGUGUCUCCCAUAAAUCAAACACUGGGAAAUCUCUAAAGUCACCUGCACUGACAUACGGUAAAUGCAAAACUGUAAAAAGAAAGAAAAGCGAUACUAACGGCAGCAAAUGUCCAAAACCUAUAAAGGUUAUAAGAAUGUAAUGUUGUAUAACUAUAUGGCAAAAAUGUAAGAAUAACUCUUGGUUGUUAUGCAAAUUUGAGACAUACCUUUUGUGAUGCCGGCAACAGCUUAGGUCACAGUCCAGUGCCCGAGAUGUCUGUGCAAUAAAUGCAUGUAUUUCUUCUGGAUGUGAUAAGCAUACACUAGGGUGGAAGUUAACAAUUCUUAAACCGUCCGGUGUUCUUACUCUUCCCAUAGCCACGCCAAGUUGACCAGGUUUGAAGAUCUGUUGACAAUCGACUGUUACCCUGUAUAUAUGUAACACAUAUGAUCUUAAAAUUAAUAGAUUUGAUGUAGGAAGUCAACUGUGGUAAUAUAAUGACUUAAAUAAUGAAAUCAGAUAUUUCAAAAAAACAGCAGACAGUUUAUCAAUUUUAACUAUGUUCUUGUAGUUAAUUGUCAAUAUAUUUACAUAUUUCUUUACAUUUUCAAUAAAAUAUUGUUUA
This is a messenger RNA of Ruditapes philippinarum (Manila clam), 2700 nucleotides long. RefSeq lists its product as uncharacterized. The record is from RefSeq and is a predicted model, not a curated record. Lineage: Eukaryota; Metazoa; Mollusca; Bivalvia; Venerida; Veneridae. The transcript is spliced from 3 exons. Bases 13 to 2235 code for a protein of 740 amino acids.